Molecule: messenger RNA, 819 nt
Organism: Aedes albopictus (Asian tiger mosquito)
Lineage: Eukaryota; Metazoa; Arthropoda; Insecta; Diptera; Culicidae
Product: general odorant-binding protein 45
Exons: 1
Coding region: 1-819 (272 amino acids)
Molecular function (GO): odorant binding
Source: RefSeq, a predicted model, not a curated record
AUGAACUCCUUCCUUCUCACGUUAAGUUUAGUCGGUAUAUUAUCGUUAACAGACACCGAUGCGACCAGAACGCCUUCGUUGAAAACCAUCGAUCAAGCGGUCAGAGAAUGUGGCAUACUGUGGAAUGUUUCGCCAGAUUUUUUCGAAGACUUUGUCCGCACGGGAAGCGGAAACUCAACCGAGCUGAAGGAACUGGUAAGAUGCGCGAGCAUAUGGUGCCGGUGGUGUAACGUAUCGGCGCAUGACGUAGUGUAUGAAGUGCUACAGAACUACUUCAACCCCAGUCCAAAUGAUCAGUGCUUCCUCAAUCGUACGGAAAGAUGCAUGAAAGCGGCAUUGAAGGAUUUGCCAUACACAGCCGUUUUGGAACGAGCCUUUGUCAGCUUUUUGUGCUAUUUCAAUCAGUAUGGAAACUUGAAUCGAUCCGUGCAAUAUAUCCCAUCAAUGCCACCUCAGGAACAGCAGGUAGCGCUCGACACGCUAAGGAUCCAUAGUGUCCCUCGUGAGACGCUGAAAGACUUCAACGAAGGCGUUUUCCAGGAAGGAACCUUUGAGUGUUUACUGAGAACUUUGCUGGUAAGGCUUAAUUUGUACAGCGACACAGAAGGACCCAACGUGAAGCGCUUGUAUAACCAGGAUGGAAACGAAGGUUAUCUUACACCGGAAACCGCGGAAUGUGUGGUAGAAGCUAGAAAGAGCUGUUUGGGCGACAGGUGUGAGUUGGCGCAAAUUACGGUGAAAAACUGUCUACCUCAGGUGUAUGAUGAAACGGUGAAUCUGAUAAAGAAUGCAGCUAAAAUGUUAUUACAGCAAAUCUAA